Molecule: messenger RNA, 1672 nt
Organism: Sesamum indicum (sesame)
Lineage: Eukaryota; Viridiplantae; Streptophyta; Magnoliopsida; Lamiales; Pedaliaceae
Source: RefSeq, a predicted model, not a curated record
UGCAUGGCGGAAUAGUGGAAAAAGCUGUGUGCCAUCAUAAUCUCAAAGAUUCAGUAAUCAGAAGGGUGAGUUGUGAGUUGUAACUCUCCCUCUCUCUCUCUCUCUCUCUACAUAUAUCUGUGACUGUACCUGCGCACUUACAGUCAGUCAGGAUUUUGUCCUCUCUCUUUCUUGGCCACAGCCCUUUGAAAAAUAUCCUCCCUCAUAUCUCUGCCAACUUGGAUUCUGCUCUCUUUCUCUCUCUCUCUCUCUCUCGACUAUGUAACUCGGUUCAACAACCGUGUUUCUGUGAGAAGCGCCAUUUCGGUGGAGUCUGCCAGAGGACAUGGAACCAUCUCAAGGGAACGGCAUUUCCUACAAUAACAAUUUGGACGAAUCACUAAUCAUGUGUAUGCUUGAUAACCACUGUAAGUCAACUACCACCAUACCCAUGAGUAGACUGGAGAGGCUUAUAAGGGAAAGAAAGCUAAGACGGUCCACCAGGUCUUCUCAAUCUAAUGAAGAAACGAGAGACAAUAAUGGGGAUGUGGACACUUUUGGAAACAUAAAUGACCUGUAUCUAUCCAACGGUGAGAGGGGAUACCGAGAGGGUGAUUUCAUUGAGGGGAAUGCUUCAGCAAAACAUCUGAAUGAUGGCUGUGAGAAACAGGAUGGUCGAGUCCCCAAACAAAGGUUGAUAGUUGUGGCCAACAGGCUCCCUGUGUCUGCAAUUAGAAGAAGCGAAGACUCAUGGGCUCUUGAAAUAAGUGUGGGAGGCCUAGUUAGUGCUCUUCUGGGUGUCAGUGAGUUUGAAGCUAGAUGGAUAGGAUGGGCUGGUGUAAAUGUUCCUGAUCAAGCCGGACAGAGGUCGCUAACUAAAGCUCUAGCUGAAAAGAGGUGCAUCCCUGUGUUCCUCGAUGAGGAAAUUGUUCACCAAUACUAUAAUGGUUACUGUAACAACAUCUUAUGGCCUCUUUUCCACUAUCUUGGGCUUCCACAAGAAGACCGCCUUGCAACCACGCGAAGCUUCCAGUCUCAGUUUGCUGCGUACAAGAAAGCAAACCAGAUGUUUGCUCAUGUUGUCAAUGAGCAUUACAGGGAGGGUGAUGUGGUUUGGUGCCAUGAUUAUCAUCUGAUGUUUCUCCCGAGGUGCCUUAAAGACUAUAACAACAAAAUGAAAGUGGGUUGGUUUCUCCACACCCCUUUCCCCUCAUCUGAAAUUCAUCGAACAUUGCCGUCAAGAUCAGAACUGUUAAGAUCUGUUCUUGCUGCUGAUUUGGUUGGAUUUCACACAUAUGAUUAUGCAAGGCAUUUUGUAAGUGCAUGUACUCGUAUUUUGGGGCUUGAAGGCACACCUGAUGGUGUGGAAGAUCAAGGAAAGCUCACUCGCGUUGCUGCGUUUCCAAUUGGUAUAGAUUCUGAUCGGUUCAUUCGAGCGCUUGAGCUUCCACAAGUGAAGAAUCACAUCGAAGUAUUGAAAGAGAGGUUUGCUGGAAGAAAGGUAAUGCUAGGAGUUGAUCGUCUGGAUAUGAUUAAGGGAAUACCCCAGAAAAUUUUGGCAUUUGAAAAAUUCCUUGAAGAAAAUCCAAUUUGGCGCGACAAGGUAGUUUUAGUACAAAUUGCUGUACCAACAAGGACAGAUGUUCCUGAGUGUAUGUAUCCUCAUCCUUUAUGCUCAACUGUAGUGAAGUUG